Messenger RNA from Vigna angularis (adzuki bean), 1856 nucleotides. RefSeq names its product G-box-binding factor 1. Gene Ontology annotation, biological process: regulation of DNA-templated transcription. Bases 495 to 1511 code for a protein of 338 amino acids. Gene Ontology annotation, molecular function: sequence-specific DNA binding; DNA-binding transcription factor activity. The record is from RefSeq and is a predicted model, not a curated record. Gene Ontology annotation, cellular component: nucleus. Lineage: Eukaryota; Viridiplantae; Streptophyta; Magnoliopsida; Fabales; Fabaceae. The transcript has 12 exons.
UUUUCAAUUUAUGUUUUCACAUUCCAAUUAGUGUCCGCUGGUAGAACCCACGUGCCCACUCCACACCUUCCUCCUUUUCUCUUUCGAGUUUCCAACGCAACAACAGCCACAGGAGUUGUUGAAAAUAACAAACAUUUACUGUUGUUACCCUUCUACCUUCUCAGACGCACGCCACAACAAACACCUUCUCAGACACAACACAACACUAACAAACGUUUGCAACACCUCAGUUUCGGUUUUCCCAUAAUACAACUGUAACUACAUCAAACCAAAAGCCUAGUGUGAAAUUAUUGACUUCAAAUUUCAAAUCCACUUUGUCCCAUCCCACCUGGACUUCCACCUCAUCGCUCCUCUCAACGCCAUGAAAAUAGUGUGUGUUUUCUGACAUAGGAAUCUAUUCAACUUGAUCUUAUGACCUCCACAGAUAUCAGCAUUUGAUCAUAGGUCCUUUUUUGUUUUUGUGGCUGAGAGGAACUGAUUCCAAACUAUUCUAUAUGGGGGCUGGGGAAGAGAGCACAACUAAACCUUCAAAGUCAUCUUCAUCAGUUCAGGAGACACCAACAGUGCCUGCAUAUCCUGAUUGGUCAAGCUCCAUGCAGGCCUAUUAUUCUCCUGGAGCCACUCCACCCCCCUUUUUUGCCUCAACUGUUGCUUCACCAACUCCCCAUCCCUUUUUAUGGGGAAGCCAGCAUCCCUUGAUGCCGCCAUAUGGGACUCCAGUUCCAUAUCCAGCUUUAUAUCCUCCUGGGAGUAUCUAUCCUCAUCCAAGCAUGGCAGUGACUCCGAGUGUUAUCCAGCAAAGUACGGAGAUUGAAGGGAAGGGAGCUGAUGGAAAGGAUCGAGACUCGUCCAAAAAAUUGAAAGGAACUUCUGCAAAUACAGGUUCCAAAGCAGGAGAGAGUGGAAAGGCAGGCUCAGGUUCAGGCAAUGAUGGCAUGUCGCAAAGUGGUGAAAGUGGUUCGGAGGGUUCAUCAAAUGCCUGUGAUGAGAAUACUAACCAACAGGAAUCAGCUACAAACAAGAAGGGAAGCUUUGACUUGAUGCUUGUCGAUGGAGCCAAUGCCCAGAACAAUUCUGCGGGUGCCAUUUCUCAAUCUUCUGUGCCUGGAAAGCCUGUUGUCUCAAUGCCAGCUACUAAUCUUAAUAUUGGAAUGGACUUAUGGAACCCCUCAUCUGGUGGUGCAGAAGCUGCAAAAAUGAGACAUAAUCAAUCGGGUGCCCCAGGAGUUGUUGCCCUUGGUGAACAAUGGAUACAAGAUGAACGUGAGCUGAAAAGACAGAAGAGGAAACAGUCGAACAGAGAGUCAGCUAGGAGGUCAAGGUUACGCAAGCAGGCUGAGUGCGAAGACUUACAAAAGAGGGUGGAGACACUGGGAAGUGAGAAUCGAAAACUCAGAGAAGAGCUUCAGAGACUUUCUGAAGAAUGCGAGAAGCUUACAUCUGAAAAUAAUUCAAUCAAGGAAGAGUUGGAACGGAUGUGUGGGCCAGAAGCAGUUGCUGACCUUGGAUGAACCAUCGACACGUUCCUCGGUGUAGUGUUUGAUGGUAACGACAAAAUUUGAUAGUUUCUUAAUUAAGACGAAUCUGCAGCUGGAAUUUUCUUAUGAAUGGCCCGGUCUCUUAAUUGAGAAUAGGAUAUAAUGUUUUUCCUUGUUAUACUAAUUUAUAUCAUUAACCCUCAAUUGUAAUUGCCCUUAUGAUUUUACAUGUCAUUUGUUUGUAAUAUUUACCAACCAGUACCGUAGAAUAGACAAAUGUAGGCUACUUGAGCUCUUCUGUUCAGAACAUAGUUUUGCAACUGGUGUUGAGAGUCUUGCUUCAACUUUUGAAAUCUUCAUUACUUCACUUUAGACUCA